Alligator sinensis (Chinese alligator) is the source of this 2679-nucleotide messenger RNA. Its product is annotated as scavenger receptor cysteine-rich type 1 protein M130-like. Gene Ontology annotation, cellular component: membrane. The transcript has 16 exons. The record is from RefSeq and is a predicted model, not a curated record. NCBI's taxonomy places the organism in Eukaryota, Metazoa, Chordata, Crocodylia, Alligatoridae. The coding region runs from base 1 to 2679 and encodes 892 amino acids.
AUGAUGGAUGGGGUGUGCAUAACUGUGUUCAUGGUGAGGAUGCUGGAGUGGCCUGUUCAGCUGUGCCACUGCAGGCAGAGGCCAAAGGUGGAGGCGGAGAUGGAACAGCAACAGUGCGGCAUGGUGCAACUGUGGGAUUUCCAGGCUGCCAACACUCUCUGCCAGCAGCUGGACUGUGGAGAUGCUCUAUUGAUCCCAGAAGCAGAGCUCUUUGGGAUAGGCGAUGGACCUGUCUGGAAUGGCACCUUUGGCUGUGAAAGGGAUGAAUCUAACAGGAGGGACUGUUUUGUGACUGCACUGGGUGCUGCGGAGUGUCCUCAUGGGAGUGCAGCCAGAGUGGUGUGUUCAGGGUGCCCACGUGGCAGGUUAGUGAAUGGCACUGAGUGCUCUGGGAGAGUGGAGAUCCAAUACGGAGUCACAUGGGGAACACUCUGUGGUUCCCAGUGGGAUCUGCAAGCUGCCCAUGUCCUGUGCCGUCAGCUGAAGUGUGGCUAUGCCAAGUCAAUACCAAGAGGAGCCCAAUUUGGAGAAGCGUAUGGAAUGGUAUGGAGAGACAUAUUUUACUGUGAAGGAACUGAAUCCUGCCUGUGGAACUGUUCUCAUAUUGUACUGGGCAAUCCCUCCUGUUCCUCGAGAGAAACGGCCAGCGUUAUCUGUUCAGGUCCCUGGGAAGGUACCAGAAGUCUCCAGGUAUUGGACUCACCAACCCAGAGGUCUCCAUCGUCACCUCACUUCAGCUUCCCAGGUGACUUUGCAUCCCUCAGGCUGUUGAAUGGUGAGAACCAGUGUGAUGGGCGAGUUGAGAUUUUUCUUGAUGGCACGUGGGUCAGAGUCCUGGAUGACGAGUGGAACAUGAAUGAUGCCAAUGUGGUGUGCAGGCAGCUCCAAUGCGGUAUUGCUGAGAAGGCCUAUAAUCCUUCAAAAUCUGAGCGAGGGACAGGCCCCGUAUGGCUGAGAAGUAUCCGCUGCUCCGGAUAUGAGUCUUGUCUGACACACUGCAACGUUUCCGUGUUUGAGACAGCACAGGCAGGAAUUGCUGAGGAUGUCGGUGUCAUUUGCUCAGGAAGCAGACGGAUCAGACUGGUGAAUGGGGCAGGUCGCUGUGCUGGAAGAGUAGAGAUUUAUUACAGGGGCACCUGGGGGACUGUCUGUGAUGAUUCCUGGGAUCUACUGGACUCCAAUGUGGUUUGCAAACAGUUGAGAUGUGGAUAUGCUAUCAAGGCAGCUGCCUCUACUCUUUAUGGGGAAGGUUCAGGGAAGAUCUGGCUGGAUGAUGUGAACUGCUCUGGAAAUGAAUCCAAGCUCUGGGAAUGCCCUUCCAGGGGCUGGGGGCAGCAUGACUGCAGACACAAGGAGGAUGUAGGAGUGCUCUGCUCAGAUUUCGUAAGUCUGAGGCUGGUGAAUGGUGGUGGCUGUGCUGGGAGGCUGGAGGUUUUUUACAAUGGGACAUGGGGAAGUGUUUGCUCCAAUCAGAUGACUCAAGUCACUGCAACAAUUGUAUGCAAACAGCUGAGCUGUGGAGAUGAAGGAGAAAUUGCAACAGACUUUGCAUACGGACAGGGUUCUGGCCUCACAUGGCUGGACCACAUUGAGUGUCAUGAACAUCACAGCUCCCUUUGGCAGUGCCCAUCAGAGCCAUGGAACCCAAAGUCAUGUGAUAACAGAGCAGAAGAGACCCAUAUUACCUGCACCGGAAGAAAAGAGAACUCAACUCAGGCCCCAUUUUCCAAGUGUCUGAACUCCACAAGCUGCACAGACAAGGAGAAGCUCCGUGUUGUGGAAGGAAAGGAUGGAUGCUCGGGGAGAGUGGAGGUUUCGCACCGCAGCUCCUGGGGAACGGUGUGUGAUGAUUCCUGGGACAUGGCGGAUGCCAAUGUUGUGUGCAAACAACUGGGCUGUGGAGCUGCUGUGUCUGCCCUGGGCGAGGCUGCAUAUGGAGAGGGGACUGGUCCCAUCUGGCUGGACAAAGUGAACUGCAAGGGGACAGAGUCGUCUCUCUGGGACUGUUGUGCCGAGCCCUGGGGUGAUAGUAAGUGUCACCAUAAGGACGAUGCUGCUGUGAUCUGCACUGGUGUGACAGAGAUGCCUACACCACCAGUUAAAACAGGUCCUUCCAACCACCAACCUCCAACAGAGGGCAGGGGAAACAUGGUUCCCAUUGUCAUCUGCAUUGUCCUGGGGGCCCUCUUGUGCCUGGUCUUGAUCGUUCUGGGAGGACAGUUACAAAGUAGCAGGGCCCUGAGCAGAGGCUCCAAAGGACCCUUAGACCCCUUCUCUGAGGCUGUGUAUGAGGAGAUUGAUUAUAAUCUGAGGGAGAAACAAGAAAUGUUUGGUUACUCAGAGGAUUCACUGAUGAAGCUGUACUAUUAUACUGGAGACAGUGAGGAGGGAAAUGAGCCUGGAUCAGCACAAGAAGCCUCUGCUUUUCCUGGAGAUAGUUAUGAUGAUGCAAGAGAAGUUUUUGACCCUGAAAAUGAUUCUGUUUCUGCACAGAGUGACCAGAAAGUCAGUGGACUAGCAAAGAAUAGUUGCAAGAAGAGAGACUCAUGGACAGGUUGGAGUCUGCUCUCGCUAAAAAGUGAAGGAGCCUCUGGUGCUGAGAAAAAUGACUCAUCCCUGCCUCCUGGAGAUGUAGGAUAUGACGAUGUUGAAGACAACAUCACUGCAACAUCACUAUAG